Messenger RNA from Dermatophagoides pteronyssinus (European house dust mite), 165 nucleotides. RefSeq names its product serine/arginine-rich splicing factor 6-like. The record is from RefSeq and is a predicted model, not a curated record. NCBI's taxonomy places the organism in Eukaryota, Metazoa, Arthropoda, Arachnida, Sarcoptiformes, Pyroglyphidae.
AGAUCAUCAACGAGUACAACGCAUCGGGCUCCGACACGCUCUCGUUCAUCGAGUUGAAGUCGUUCGUCGAGAAAACGCCGUCGAGCGCGCUCGCGGAGCCGCUGGCGCACCGCAUCAUCACGCACCCGUGCGGCACGCUCGCGUACGCGGCGCCCGAGAUUCUGA